AUGUUGUUCAUUUAUCUUUUAGUUACAGCCACUUUGGCAAACGCGAACGAUUUGUUUGGAACAUGGACCACCAAAUCUCGUGAUGUUCUCACUGGUCCAGGAUUCUAUGAUCCACUCAACGACCAGCUGAUCGAGCCGAAUCUAACGGGAAUUUCAUAUUCGUUUGAUGAUGAUGGGAAUUAUGAAUCCGCAUAUUAUCGGGCAAUUUCAAAUCCCACCGACCCAUCGUGCCCGGGAGGAAUAAUGCAAUGGCAACAUGGGUCUUAUACUGUGUUCGGCAACGGUACUCUGAUAUUGACUCCAAUUGCUGUAGAUGGUCGUCAGCUACUGUCGGAUCCCUGCCGGAAGCAGUCAGGCCGCUACACACGAUAUAACACCACUGAAGAGUUCAAGGAAGCCAAAGUGGACAUUGACAAGUUCAAUCGCAUUAAACGCCUCGAUUUGACCAGGGCUGAUGGUUCACUCGUCAAUCCCAUGUUCCUCGCCUACCAGCCACCAAAGAUGCUCCCUACCACAACAUUGAACCCCACGCCAACAGGGAAUAAGCGAAAGCGAGAGCUAUCCUCAACAUCAGGAUUUCAGCUGACCGUUAGAGAACAGCUGAUAAACCCAGACCGAUGGUGGUGGUUGGGUGUUCUGAUGACAUCUCUUGGAGGAGUAGCUUUCUUCUGCUCAUGA
Messenger RNA from Penicillium griseofulvum, 678 nucleotides. Its product is annotated as Chaperone, endoplasmic reticulum protein-folding. The transcript is spliced from 4 exons. Gene Ontology annotation, biological process: 'de novo' protein folding. NCBI's taxonomy places the organism in Eukaryota, Fungi, Ascomycota, Eurotiomycetes, Eurotiales, Aspergillaceae. Gene Ontology annotation, cellular component: endoplasmic reticulum; endoplasmic reticulum membrane. The coding region runs from base 1 to 678 and encodes 225 amino acids. The record is from RefSeq and is a predicted model, not a curated record.